AGUGGGAGGACGCGGACGCCAGGACCUUCUUCUCAGUGUUGGUGAUCUGAACAGACGUCAUGGACGAAGAGCCGGAGAGAGCCAAGCGCUGGGAGGGAGGAUACGAGAGGACAUGGGAAGUGCUGAAGGAGGACGAGUCGGGCUCCCUGAAGGCCACGGUGGAGGAGAUCCUGCACCAGAGCAGAAGGAGAAGGGUGACGGAGAGCCAUGGACGAGUGAGGCUGGGCAUGAUGCGUCACCUGUACGUGGUCAUCGAUUGUUCCCGCAGCAUGGAAGACCAGGACCUGAAGCCCAACCGCCUCACCUCCACGCUCAAGCUGAUGGAAUCGUUCAUUGAUGAGUAUUUUGACCAGAAUCCCAUCAGUCAGGUGGGUAUCAUCACCACGAAGAACAAAAGGGCGGAGAAGCUGACGGACCUGGCAGGAAAUCCAAAGAAACACGUGAGCGCUCUCCGUAAGGCGGUGGACACGCCGUGCGUGGGGGAGCCGUCCCUGUACAACGCCCUGAGCCUGGCCACUCAGACCCUCAGGCACGUUCCUGGACACACCAGCAGAGAAAUCCUGAUCAUCCUCAGCAGCCUCACCACAUGUGACCCCACCAACAUCUACGAGCUCAUCAAGACGCUGAAGUCUCUGAAGGUGCGGGUGUCGGUCAUCGGGCUGUCGGCCGAGGUGCGGGUCUGCACGGUUCUGACCCGGGAGACGGGCGGGUCGUACCACGUCAUCCUGGACGAGGCUCACUACAAGGAGCUGCUGCUGCUGCACGUCAAGCCGCCUCCGGCCAGCUCCUCCUCCGAGUGCUCCCUCAUACGCAUGGGCUUCCCUCAGCACACCAUCGCCUCGCUGUCGGACCGCGACGCCAAGCCUUCGUUCAGCAUGGCCCACCUGGACCACAGCGGCCCGGCCGGCCUGUCCCUGGGCGGAUACUACUGCCCACAGUGCCACGCCAAGUACACGGAGCUGCCCGUGGAGUGCAAGGUCUGCGGUCUGACCCUGGUGUCGGCCCCUCACCUGGCCCGGUCCUUCCACCACCUGUUCCCCCUCCAGAGCUUCACGGAGUCUCCAGCGAAGGAGCUGCAGGGGCUGCGGUUCUGCCAGGCGUGUGAAGGGGAGCUGAAGGAUAGAAGUGUGUACACCUGUCCAUCCUGCUGCAGCGUGUUCUGUGAGGACUGUGAUCUCUUCAUCCACGACUCGCUGCACUGCUGUCCGUGCUGCGUUCACAGUCGGAGCGCCGCGUGAAGCCGGGGCGGCCCCGCCGGUCCAGGCCCCGCCGGUCCAGGCCCCGCCGGUCCAGGCCCCGCCGGUCCAGGCCCCGCCGGUCCAGGCCCCGCCGGUCCAGGCCCCGCCGGUCCAGGCCCCGCCGGUCCAGGCCCCGCCGGUCCAGGUCCCGCCGGUCCAGGUCCCGCCGGUCGGUGAAGCCCAUGCCUGAGCGGACGCACUGAUGCACUCAUGCAGCCUCUGGACUUUUGAGCGGAUCAGUUUGGGAGGGUUGGACCUGGUUCUAGGGAUUGUGGGAUCAUCCUCCUCCUGAUGGAGCAGCUGGACUCCUGCUCUUCUUCAGACAUCACACAUUCAACAGCAUCACUGUAGACGUUACACCACUUUGAGGGUGAAAGGAUAAUAAUAAAACCGUUUUUUUAUAUUGUUAUAAUGCUGGAAGCA
Molecule: messenger RNA, 1661 nt
Organism: Cololabis saira (Pacific saury)
Lineage: Eukaryota; Metazoa; Chordata; Actinopteri; Beloniformes; Belonidae
Gene: gtf2h2
Product: general transcription factor IIH, polypeptide 2
Exons: 14
Coding region: 60-1238 (392 amino acids)
Biological process (GO): regulation of transcription by RNA polymerase II; nucleotide-excision repair; DNA-templated transcription
Cellular component (GO): transcription factor TFIIH holo complex; transcription factor TFIIH core complex
Molecular function (GO): zinc ion binding
Source: RefSeq, a predicted model, not a curated record